Molecule: messenger RNA, 3473 nt
Organism: Coturnix japonica (Japanese quail)
Lineage: Eukaryota; Metazoa; Chordata; Aves; Galliformes; Phasianidae
Gene: MASP1
Product: MBL associated serine protease 1
Biological process (GO): proteolysis; complement activation, lectin pathway
Cellular component (GO): extracellular region
Molecular function (GO): calcium ion binding; serine-type endopeptidase activity
Source: RefSeq, a predicted model, not a curated record
GGAGAGGAGAGGAGAGGAGAGGAGAGGAGAGAGGACGGCUUCAAUGCAGGCAGGUCCGUGUGUGCGUGCAGGGAUGUGGGGAACGGUUGCAGGCAGGGGAAGGCGUGACCUGCAUGGAAAAUGCCAGACAACCCCAGACACACACACAUAGACGCGCACACGCUCACAAUCCUCCGGACAACGAUAAGGCGGACAGCGGAGCGAGGGGAAGGAGCCGUCCCCGCCGCCCAGCCCGCAGCGGGGGCUCUCCCAGCGGCAGGAUGAGGUACCCCCUGGCAUGGUCUGUGUGUGCCUGGCUGCUCGGAGUGGUGGGUGCUGUUGAGCUGACUGACAUGUUUGGGGAGAUCCGCUCUCCAAACUUCCCCGAUUCCUAUCCCAGUGACUCGGAAGUGACAUGGAACAUCUCUGUGCCUGAGGGAUUUAAAAUCAAGCUGUACUUCAUGCAUUUUGACUUGGAGUCAUCCUACCUCUGUGAAUAUGAUUACGUGAAGAUAGAAGCAGAGGACCAGGAACUUGCAACCUUCUGUGGCAGGGAGACGACAGACACCGAGCAGGCUCCUGGGCAGCAAGUCAUCCUAUCCCCAGGGUCCUAUAUGGGGCUCACCUUCAGGUCUGACUUCUCCAACGAGGAGCGCUUCACUGGAUUCGACGCACAUUACACAGCCGUGGAUGUGGAUGAGUGCGUGGAGAAAAGUGAUGAGGAGCUGGCGUGUGACCACUACUGCCACAAUUACAUCGGUGGGUACUACUGCUCCUGCCGCUUCGGCUACAUCCUGCACUCCGACAACAGGACCUGCAAAGUGGAGUGCAGUGACAACCUGUACACCCAGAGGAGUGGAGUGGUCACCAGUGCUGACUUCCCCAGUCCCUACCCCAAGAGCUCAGACUGCCUGUACCGCAUUGAGCUGGAGGAUGGCUUCUUCAUCACCCUCAACUUUGAGGAUAGCUUUGAUGUGGAAGACCACCCGGAGGUGACCUGUCCCUAUGACUACAUCAAGAUCAAAGCUGGCCAGAGGGAGUUUGGCCCUUUCUGUGGAGAGAAGUCCCCAGGACGCAUUGAAACCCAAACCAACAGCGUGCAGAUCCUCUUCCACAGUGACAACUCAGGGGAGAACAGGGGCUGGAAGUUGUCGUAUACAGCAAUUGGAAACCCCUGUCCACUGGUGCAACCCCCAAUCAAUGGGAAAAUUGAGCCUUCCCAAGCCAAGUACACCUUCAAAGACCAGGUUGUCAUCAGCUGCAACACUGGCUACAAAGUGCUGAAGGAUAACCUGGAAAGCGACUCCUUCCAGAUCGAGUGUCUGAAGGAUGGGACAUGGAGCAACAAGAUCCCCAUCUGCAAAAUUGCUGACUGCCAGGCGCCGCCAGAGCUGGAGCACGGCUUUGUCACAUUCCUCUCCAGGAACAACCUCACCACGUACCGCGCAGCCAUCCAGUACCACUGCCAGCACCCCUACUACCGCAUGGCGCCCAACAGCACCGCCACAUACACAUGUGAUGCAUCAGGGGUUUGGAGGAGCGAGGAGCUGGGCACCGCGCUGCCGUCCUGCCGACCAGUGUGUGGCCGGCCAACUCGUGCUCUGCCCGGGAUCAUCAAGCGCAUCAUUGGUGGGCGAAAUGCAGAGCCUGGCUUCUUUCCCUGGCAGGCCCUGAUCGUGGUGGAGGACAUGUCCCGAGUGCCCAACGACAAGUGGUUUGGCAGCGGGGCUCUGCUCUCAGACUCCUGGGUGCUGACAGCCGCUCACGUGCUCCGCUCCCAGAGGCGGGAUAAGACUGUCAUACCCGUUUCCAAGGAGCACGUCACUGUCUACCUGGCCCUCCAUGAUGUGAGGAACAAGUUGGAGGCUGUCAACCGGACGGUGGAGAGGAUCAUCCUCCAUGAGGAUUUCGACAUCCAGAACUACAAUCAUGACAUCGCUCUGGUCAAGCUGAAGGAAAAGGUGACCAUGGGGAACUACGUCAUGCCCAUCUGCCUGCCUCAGUUUGAGCAUGAGCUGGAAGGACCUCACCCCAACACAUUGGGGCUGGUGGCCGGCUGGGGAAUCUCUAACCCCAACAUCACUGUGGAUGAGAUCAUCAGCUCAGGCAUGAGGACACUGUCUGACAUCCUGCAAUACGUCAAGCUCCCGGUGGUGCUGCAUGCAGAGUGUAAGACCAGCUACGAGUCCCGCUCGGGGAACUACAGCGUGACCGAGAACAUGUUCUGUGCUGGAUACUAUGAAGGUGGGAAGGACACUUGUUUGGGAGACAGCGGAGGAGCCUUUGUCAUUCAGGACCCAGGAACCCGGAGGUGGGUGGCCCAAGGGCUGGUCUCAUGGGGUGGUCCAGAGGAGUGCGGCAGCAAACAAGUGUAUGGUGUGUACACCAAAGUCUCCAACUACGUGGACUGGGUGGAGAAGCACACAGGCUCCUCAGAGAGGUGGACAUUUCUGGACCCUGAGCUGGAGAGAUGAGUGACUAAGCACUGCCUGCUGACACAGCUUCCUUGUUUUCUUGUCCUUUAAUAUGCUCCAGACUCUGGUCUUUCGCAAGCAGUAGCCAUGAUGCUCAGCCACACUUCAGGACUUUGCCAGCCAACCACAUUCAUUCCUUUCACUUGGUCCCACAUCCCUUUGCUUUCACUCUUAGGAAAUGCUUGCUAGGGAGCUGGGGGAAGGGAAUAAAGGGUGAGGUCUCAUCCAGUGUUGCUAGCUCAUGUUGCCAGGCUCCGAACAUCACCCACCUUCUCCAGGAGCCUCCCUCCAAGCCAUGUGUCAUGGGCCUUUCCUUGGUGUUUAACCUCUUCCAUGUGGACCUGGGUAGUCUUGUGUGGCAAAGCGUUCAUUCUUGCAAAAUCCAAGUCCCUUUUAAUUGUUUUAACGAUCACUCUUUCAGCUGAUCUACAGGUUACUGAAGGUUUCCAUGGUUUUUUCCUGGCUCUCCUGGCCUUCUGCAGGUGUCCAGGUCAUCCCAGACCCACCCCAAUCCAUCCAUAAAGUUUCACAUCUCCCCUACUGUGACACACACGCACAAUAAUCCCCACCAAGGAACAAAUUCAGGUGAGCUUAGCUUCCUUCAGCAGAGACACCACUUCCUUCACUUGUCAGCAAAGCCCUCCUACAGCUGGAAGCAACAAGCAGCAAUUGCCCGCUGUCCCUUCUGCGUGCCUUCAGCCUCCUUUGGACUUCUUCUCCUCCUCCUCCUUUGGUUUUUGCCAUGCAAGGAAUGAGUCAACAUUGAACCAGCCACCCUGCCAUUUUGUUAUCACCCAGAAAGCCAUUUUUAGAGCAUAUAGAGGAGCAGAAGGCCUAAGGAAAGUCUAACUUACAGACACGUUAAGAACUGUACUCUUGGCUAUGUCAUAUAACUGUAAGGUAUUUUUAUAUAUGUAUUUCUUUUUGAUACUACAUUCUGCAGAAUAUCUCAUGACAUGUAAGGAUGGUUCUGUGUAAUCUUCAUCCUGAGAAUAAAACUAAAUGUUAAUAUUUACUGAG